This is a messenger RNA of Melanaphis sacchari, 1242 nucleotides long. Its product is annotated as ornithine decarboxylase-like. Gene Ontology annotation, molecular function: ornithine decarboxylase activity. The coding region runs from base 1 to 1242 and encodes 413 amino acids. The record is from RefSeq and is a predicted model, not a curated record. Gene Ontology annotation, cellular component: cytoplasm. NCBI's taxonomy places the organism in Eukaryota, Metazoa, Arthropoda, Insecta, Hemiptera, Aphididae. The transcript has 8 exons.
AUGUGUUCAGUAGUUAUUUUAGUACCAAUUAAUCCAUUUUUUAUAUUUGAUGUUGGUGAUCUUGUGAAUAAAGUAAUAAAAUGGCAGCAAACAUUACCGCUUAUAAAACCUUUUUAUACUGUGAAAUGCAAUGACAACUCCCUUGUGCUAUCAGUUUUAGCUAUGCUUGGAACAAACUUCAACUGUGCUUCCAAAGGUGAAAUAAAAAAAGUUUUGGAUUUGGGAAUAAAUCCUUCACGUAUUAUUUUUUCAAGUCCAGCAAAAAUGGCUUCACACAUAAAAUAUGCCAAAAGUACACGCGUUAAUAUGUUAACAUUUGAUAAUAAAAUGGAAUUAUAUAAGAUAAAAGCUAUUCAUCCUUCUUGCGAAUUGAUUAUACAAAUUCAUCUUAAUCCAAAUGAAGUACAGUAUCCCCUUAAUAUCAAAUAUGGGUGCGAUCCUUAUACUGAUGCACCAAUCUUAAUGUUAAUAGCCUAUAAAUUAGGGUUGUCUGUUGUUGGAGUAAGCUUUCAUGAUGACUCGGAGCACCAUAAAUCAUUUUCCUCUAAAGAAAUAAUUACUGCUGUAACACAUAUUUUCCUAUUUGCCAAGGCGAUAGGUUUUAAGAAUAUGCACAUUUUGAACUUUGGUGGAGGAUUUCCUGGAAAUAAAAACACUUCAUUGGAUUAUGUUACAAGCUUAGUGGAUGUUAUACUUAAUGAUAAUCUGUUUCAUGGAGUGACUAUUAUAGCAGAACCUGGUAGAUAUUUUGUGGCUUCAGCAUUUACACUAUCUACAAAAAUCUAUUCAAUUGGAACCCGUCCAAGUGAUAAAAAUCAUAUUAUGUAUUUCAUUAACGAUGGAGUUUAUGGUUCUUUCAGGAGUAUUUUUAAUGGUCACUCAGUUGUACCUAAAUCUUUAUAUGAAUUUCCAAUACGUCCAAUUUGUGAGAGUUCCAUCUGGGGACCUACCUAUGAUGAUUUAGAUCAAAUAAUUGAACUUGUCAAUAUGCCAUUGAUGGAAAUGGGUGAAUGGAUUAUUUUUGAAAAUAUGGGAGCUUAUACAAUAUCUGUAACUAGCGAAAUUAAUGAAUUCUCACUUCCCAAGAUCUUUGCAGUUGCUAAUCAUAGCAUUUGGAAACAGUUGAAAAACUUAACAUCAAUAUCUGAAGAUCAUUCCUCAAUCGUGACCAUUGUUUCUGCAAUCAAAAUGAUGCAAUUAGAAUUCAGCAAAGAUAAUACACAGAAUAAAAAUGAUUUGUAA